Molecule: messenger RNA, 1512 nt
Organism: Danaus plexippus (monarch butterfly)
Lineage: Eukaryota; Metazoa; Arthropoda; Insecta; Lepidoptera; Nymphalidae
Gene: Mul1
Product: mitochondrial E3 ubiquitin protein ligase 1
Exons: 6
Coding region: 114-1145 (343 amino acids)
Biological process (GO): organelle organization; protein ubiquitination
Molecular function (GO): ubiquitin-protein transferase activity
Source: RefSeq, a predicted model, not a curated record
GUUGUCAGUAUGUUUUUCGGCAAAGGUUAGAGAAAUUUGAGAAGAAUGUUAGAUAAUUUGUAAUAUGGUUAGAAGAUCUAUGAUAUUCUCUUGUGAAAUUUAAGCGGACAAAAAUGGAUUUCUUAUCAGAGAUCAUUGGUGAAACAGUGAUUCUAGGCAUAGAUUCCCUUAUUUUGGGUUUUUGUGUGAAACAACUUAGUAAAUGUAAACAUAUCCUUGAUUCACUACAGUCAGCACCAGUUUUGGAUAUAGAUUCUACCAUAACCAAGGAAAUAAAAAAAUAUCCAAAUGAUGUGAUUCCCUAUGUUGUUGUAAGGGGUUUGGUUAAACCUCUCGGUAACCCCAUAACUAGCAACUAUAAUCAACUGGUCACAGGUGUUAUACAAAGAUUAACAAUAAAAGAGCAUGUUAUAGCACGGACAUCAGCGGGCUUCUGGUCUGAUCAAACCCGCACUAUACAUGAGGUAUGCAACGCUACACCAUUUGUUUUGAGUAACGGGAAAUAUAGUAUUGAAGUAGUGGAUGCAUUGUCCGCUGAGCUUUUAGAUCUAGAUGUUAUAACUGAUAAAUUUGAACCCAUGUCGCCCGGUGUAAUCGAUCAUGUAUGGGGUUUCUUCUCGGGGGUCCGUCAGAGAGGACUACAGACUAUGGAGGAAAUGUUGAGAGAUGGCUCCUAUAUAACUGUUAUCGGUGAACUGAGUAAAACCAAUUCAGGCUUAAAGAUCCAGCCACCACGGGAUGGUCUACCAUUGUACCUCACUACUUCCACUAAAUCGAGUUUGCUGAAGAGACUUGCCAGUUCAAGGGACUUUUUGAGAAUCCUACUCGUUUUGUUUGGUUCAGUGGCAGCUGUGACCUCGGCUCGUAUAUUUUAUAAGUACAUGAAACGUCGACGCCGUAGAUUGGCCGAAGAACAGCUGAAGCAACAGUUAGCAGCCGGCCGGAGGGAGAGGAGGGCGCACACACGGGACAAAGGACUUAGUGAAAUGCAGUUAUGCGUUGUUUGCACUGAAAAUCCUAAAGAGAUAAUAUUACUACCAUGUGGUCACGUCUGCCUGUGCGAGGAGUGCUCGGAGCGUAUCAACGAUUCGUGUCCAGUAUGCCGAGCUCGCAUUGAUUCACGGGCGCCAGCGUUCAUCACAUAACAAAAAUUUCGAAGAAAAUUUUAAAUGUAUACUUGCAUUAUAGUAAUUUCAUAAAAUAAAGUAUUAAAUUUAUUCGAUUUGAAAGCUUCAUAUAUUGGGUGGGGGCGAGGGGGGUUAUUUAAAAUCAAAAUAAUAUUGGAUGACAAUUAUUCAAGCCUCUAUAGUGAGCUAGUCACGUAGCUGCCUUUUAGUACAAAACGUGUCACAGAAUUGUUGAUUUUUGCUUUAUCUGUAUAUAUCAUAGUGACUGUCAUCGCAAAUUUAGUUCAGCGUUGUAAAUAAUCGUUAUCCGGUUUUUAAAGUGUAAGUAAUGUUACUGAGUACGCUGUAGGUUUUAUUUAAAUGAAAUUAAAAUUAUUUUCAAUGA